CAAGUAAAAUGCUAAAUAUUUUAGUUACAAUUUGACACCCGAUACCUGCACUUAUUACGGAGAAAAUAAUUUUACAAUUUCCAUAUAUUUUACUUAAAUUACUAGACUAUUUUAAAAAUAUCCAGAAUGCCUGCUGAUCCAUCAGAAGAAAUGGCUGGACCUCAAGUCCCCAAAACGGAAUUAGAGGAGCUUCAAAUUAAGGCUCAAGGAGUAGCUGAUGAGUCUCUCGAAAGCACGAGGCGUAUGCUUGCUCUCUGUGAGGAGAGUGCGGAAGUUGGAAUGCGAAGCAUUGUUAUGUUGGAUGAGCAAGGAGAGCAACUUGAUCGCAUUGAAGAAGGAAUGGAUCAAAUUAACGCCGAUAUGAGGGAAGCAGAAAAGAACUUAAGCGGAAUGGAAAAAUGUUGUGGAAUUUGCGUCCUACCAUGCAACAAAAGCCAAUCAUUUAAAGAAGACGAUGGAACUUGGAAAGGAAAUGAUGACGGAAAGGUAGUAAAUAAUCAACCACAAAGAGUAAUGGAUGACAGGAAUGGAAUGAUGGCGCAAGCUGGAUAUAUCGGCAGAAUUACAAAUGAUGCCAGGGAGGACGAAAUGGAAGAAAACAUGGGGCAAGUGAACACAAUGAUUGGAAAUCUUCGUAAUAUGGCGCUGGAUAUGGGCUCGGAACUGGAAAAUCAAAAUCGACAAAUUGAUAGAAUAAAUCGAAAGGGAGAAUCAAACGAAGCAAGGAUAGCUGUUGCCAAUCAAAGGGCUCAUCAACUUUUAAAAUAAUGAGUUUCUAUAUAAAGGUCCACGCCCACAAGAUUUUCCCCAAAAAUAUUUUUAUUUGUGCGUGUAUGAGACUAAUGAAACUGUCAUUUACCAAGUGCUCCAAUAGUUUUACAUUUUUGUUACCCAUUUCCGUAAAUAACGAAAAUAUCGCUUGAAAUUAAAUAUUAAACUUAUACUUUUGUUAAGCUCUUAGGUCCAGCCAUAUAAAUAAACGAAGUCAUAAAACGCCUCCAAGUGCUUAAACUUUAAAUUAUAUAUUAUUUUUUUAAAUUAUAUUUUAAAGAAUGUUUUUUUGGUAUUUAAUAAUAAAAAAUUAUGUAAUAAUAAUAAAACAUUGUUUUAUUAUUCCUAUUAAAAUAAUUGCAAGUUUUAAUUCUUAGGAUCUUAAAAUUCGAAUUACUAUUAUUAUUUAAAGUAAAAUCAGUUUUUUAAACAUCAAGCGAGAUACUCUUAAUCUGAAGCUUACAAAAUUUAAAUAUCUUAUUAAUUUUAUACAUAUAUUAAUAUAUCCCACUUACAAAUAUGAUACAUAAAUACCCUGCAAAAUUCACCCGAAAAGUUAAUUAUUUUUGGUGUAAUAAGUUAAUUAAUAUAAUCAUAAUAAUAAAAUUAACGAAAACAUAUGAAAGAAAAUUAAUAUUAGACGGGGAUGGUUAACAAAACUACUUUUAUCAAAAAAAUAAAAUUAAAUAUUAAAUAGUUUUAAUUAAAACCCUAAUCAUUAAGAGUCUUUGCAAUGUAAUAGAUGAUAUAUAUAUAAUAUUAAAUAUUAAAUGUAUGUAUAUAGAAUUAUGAUUAUUAUAAAAUUUUAAUUUAACCAAUAAACUUUAUUAUUUAAAAAGGAUUUAAUAACAUUUUUUGCUCACUCUAAAAUGUUAUUAAGAUCCUUCGAUUAUUAAGUUCUAAUAUAUAAUAAAUACAAAAUAAUUUUGACUUAAAAAAUUUGUCUCCAAAAUAAAAAUAAUGAAAUAUUAUU
Molecule: messenger RNA, 1744 nt
Organism: Drosophila ananassae
Lineage: Eukaryota; Metazoa; Arthropoda; Insecta; Diptera; Drosophilidae
Gene: Snap25
Product: synaptosomal-associated protein 25
Exons: 8
Coding region: 127-768 (213 amino acids)
Biological process (GO): synaptic vesicle priming; synaptic vesicle fusion to presynaptic active zone membrane; exocytosis
Cellular component (GO): plasma membrane; SNARE complex
Molecular function (GO): syntaxin binding; SNAP receptor activity
Source: RefSeq, a predicted model, not a curated record